Messenger RNA from Hirsutella rhossiliensis, 1479 nucleotides. Its product is annotated as c3HC zinc finger-like domain-containing protein. Gene Ontology annotation, molecular function: zinc ion binding. The coding region runs from base 1 to 1479 and encodes 492 amino acids. The record is from RefSeq and is a predicted model, not a curated record. Lineage: Eukaryota; Fungi; Ascomycota; Sordariomycetes; Hypocreales; Ophiocordycipitaceae. The transcript is spliced from 3 exons. Gene Ontology annotation, cellular component: nucleus.
AUGAACGCAACGAAGCGAAAAUUCAACGUUCUGCUCCAAGGCCUCGGCAAUCCCGACUCCCCCCCAUCCAUGGACGCCGACUCUCGUCGUGGCGGAGCCGCCGCCGACGCCUCCUCAACCCACGAUGCGCUUCUGCAGAAACGCCGCCGCCUGGGCUUGUCCGAGUCCACGGCGCCCAAGAACUACAGCCCCUCGGACAUGACAUCCACCCUCGCCAGCCUGGCCUCGCCCCUGAGAAAAUCGAGAAAGCAGGCCGCCAGCGCCUCUAGGACCGGCAGGGACGCCCUUGUCAAGUACUGCCCCGGCGAUCGAAGCGAGCUCUUGAGGCGCUUGGCCACGUUCCAGGAACUCACGGACUGGACCCCCAAGCCUGACAGGGUCAACGAAAUCGAAUGGGCCAAGCGCGGCUGGAUCUGCCACGCCAAGGAAACGGUUCGCUGUGUUCUCUGCCACAAAGAGCUGCUCGUCAAGCUUAACCGCAAACAAGUCGACGGCAAAGAGGUGCCCGUCUUGGUGCCAUCCGAGAUUGAGGAUGCCUUGGUCGACAAGUAUUGCGAGCUGGUUGUUGCCUCACAUCAGCCAGACUGUCUGUGGCGAAGAAGAGGCUGCGAUGACUCUCUGCUGCGCCUGUCCUUUUCCAACGCCAGGGCCACGCUCGUCGCCCUCCGACAGCGAUACGACGAGCUCGGCACCAGAGCCCACUUUCUCCCAUACGAAGCCAACCUGCGGCUCCCCAGCGACCUAGACCUCGACCAAGUCCUGUCUCAGCUCCCACCCGACUUCUUCACCGACCGCGCCCCGUCCGACAGGGCCGCUCCCUCGGCGCCUAAGCCCGUCAACCGCCCCGCGCUGGCCCUCGCGCUCAUGGGCUGGCAGGGCCUCUCCAACCCGCGCAUCGGGGCGGUUCCUAACUCGGCCUCGUGCCAUACCUGCCACCGGCGACUGGGUCUCUGGAUGUUCAAGAGCAAGGAGGUGGACGAAAACGGCAAAGUCCUCGUCCCCGCGCCCAUGGACCACCUCGACCCCCUCCGCGAGCACCGCUUCUUUUGCCCGUGGAAGAACGCACAGGCCCAGAGCACAGGCGGGCCACCCCACGGCGCCGCGGCAGCCCUGGCUGGGUGGAACACACUGCUCCAGACCAUCAGGAACGAGUCGAGCCUGCGCAGCGUCUACGAGGGCUCUUCCAAGACGUCGGCGGCAGCACGACCCGCCCACGACCGCCUCGCCUCGACUCCCCUGCACAGAGCAACGCUCGGCACGCCCGGCACGCCCGCCCGCGCCACGCCCGAGCCCUCGGACACGACCACGGCAGUCAACGAGCUCGACGACGCAGAGGCCGAGGACAAGGCCCGCGACGCCAAGGACAAGGAGCGGUGGGCGAGGCUGAAGAAGGUGAAAAGUCUCUUUGACUCCAAGGGCGCCAGGAUACUGCGCCGCUCUAUCAGCCGGCCUGGUUCGGGGCAGUCCCACCAGUCGUAG